Galleria mellonella (greater wax moth) is the source of this 1882-nucleotide messenger RNA. RefSeq names its product lysosomal acid phosphatase-like. Lineage: Eukaryota; Metazoa; Arthropoda; Insecta; Lepidoptera; Pyralidae. Gene Ontology annotation, molecular function: phosphatase activity. The transcript is spliced from 6 exons. The record is from RefSeq and is a predicted model, not a curated record. Gene Ontology annotation, biological process: dephosphorylation. Bases 251 to 1453 code for a protein of 400 amino acids.
GUCAAUAUUUAAAUUUGAUGAUAAUUGGUGACUUUAUAGAAAUUCGAAUUUGUUGCUUUACUUCAAUCCAAUUAAUAAUUUUGUCCUCAUUGGUUCUAAUCGUCGUUGUAAUUUAUAAUAUUAUUUUAUAGCAUUUCCAUAAACUUAUAAUAUGUAACACUUAUCAAUUUAUUCAAUUAUAGCAUAUUUGUUUUAACAUUUGAAAGGAUUGUAUCUAAUACUUAUUUACUUAAAUAAAAAUAAGAUCAGUAUGGAGUACGAUAACGAUGAAAAUACUUGGCGGAGGCCGUCUACACCCAAGAUGGAUAAUUCCAAAUGUCAUCCUAUUCCGAAACGUUCUACGACAGUCGCAGUGAUAGUAUUAGGCUUGGCCGUUCUUAGCUGCCUUCUUGGAUAUUGUGUGCUCAGUGAAAGCCUGCCCUAUGAAUCCAAAACUUUGCGUCUUGUCAUUAUUCUUUUCCGACAUGGUGCUCGUACUCCAACACACACAUAUAAAAGUGAUCCAUACAAAAAUUAUCAAUGGCCUGAUGGACUCGGAAGCCUCACCAAUACUGGCAAACUUCAGUUAUAUGAAUUGGGAAAGAAGUACCGCAGUUAUUAUGCAAAUUUCAUACCUGAGGAAUACUAUGAGAAAGAUGUGUAUAUACGCAGUAGUGAUGCGUCGCGAUGUUUGAUGAGUGCAUACACCUUUCUAGCUGGUCUCUACCCACCUACUGAACGGCAAAUGUGGCACCCAGAGAUGUCAUGGCAACCUAUUCCUGUACACUCAUUACCAAGGCAGCUAGACAACGUAGUGGCAGCCACAAAAUCAUGUAAACUGUGGUCUGCUAUGUACAAUGAAGUAAAAGCAGAAGUUGAUGCACAGCCAAAGUUUAGUGAACUCUUUGACUACCUCACAAAACAUACAAACCAGAGCAUGCGGAGUGUUCUCAAUGUGGAUUUCCUAUAUAGCUCACUAUUAAUACAACGAGAAACAGGUCUUAAACUGCCUGAAUGGACCAAAAAUGUGUUCCCUAACAAAAUGCGUCUACCCUUUAUGUUGAGUUUGGCAUUGCUGUCUUAUAAUGAGACAUUACAGAGGCUGCAAGUAGGCCCCCUCCUCAAUGAAAUUAAGCAAAACUUUGACAAAUCUGUGAGCCACGAGAACAUUGAUCGAUCUUUAUACUUAUACUCUGGGCAUGAUGUGAAUGUUGUCUCGUUGUGGCGCGCACUCGGUUUCCAGGAGCUGCUUGAGCCAGAAUACGGCGCCAGCAUAGCUCUGGAACUUCAUGAAGAAGUGGAACAAGAUAAUUUCUUUGUAAAGGCGUUUUACCGUAACAAUACAAAAAUUGAGGUCCCUAUGGAGUUGAAAUUAACCUUCUGUAGUGAUCCAUGCCCAUACACGGAGUUUAAACACCAUCUUGAAAAACUAAUACCAACCGACUGGGAAGCAGAGUGUCAAAAUGACGUUUAAACCUUACAUUAAUGACGUCUAAAUAGUGUCUUACUGCAAACAGUUUGCCAAAAUCUGCCUAACUUUUUUACUCUUAUAUGUAUGAAUAGUGAUAUAUUAGAAUGUCAAUAUUGUAAUGUUGUAAAAUAAAAAUAAAAUACAAUACUCUCACUUCCAUAUUCCAAAGAUGUACUUAAGUACAUACAUAGCCCCUUAUUCAUAAAAACUAAAAUAUUCUACAAAUGUACUUUAAACAAUUACACUGUUUUGUCACUUUCUUUCAAGUUGGAAAUUUAGAAAGAGACAAAACAGUUCAAUUGGUUUGACGUUUUUAUGAAUAAGACUGUAAGAGUAUGUAUUCAUGGUUAGAAUUAUUGAAAGUGGCCCCCGUUUUAAUAAACAUAUGUAUAUUCAUUUGUAUGCGUUGACGUCAGGCAGGUGGCCGGUCGU